AGAGAGAGAGAUAUGUCAAGUGAAGGGAAUUUUGUGCAACCUGCAAUUCCCUGAUUCGAUGGUCAUUAUGACCAUUGGAGUAUGCUAAUGGAGAAUUUUCUGAGGUCCAAGGAGUAUUGGAGCUUGGUGGAGGUUGGAUAUGCAGAGCCAGUGGAUGGAGUAGCUGUGACAGAAGAGCAGCGAAAGAAGCUCGACGAGUUGAAGUUGAAGGAUCUGAAAGUAAAGAAUUAUUUGUUCCAAGCCAUUGACCGAACCAUUUUGGAGACUAUUCUUCAGAAGAACACCUCAAAGCAGAUUUGGGACUCUAUGAAGAAAAAAUAUGAGGGGAAUGCACGAGUGAAGCGGUCAGUUCUUCAAGCUCUUCGAAAGGAGUUCGAAACCUUGGAGAUGAAAUCUGGUGAAAAAGUUUCUGAUUAUUUUUCAAGGGUAAUGUCAGUGGCUAACAAAAUGAGGGCGCAUGGUGAGCAAAUGGUGGAUGUUACCAUUGUAGAGAAAAUACUUCGUUCCUUAACAGACAAGUUUAAUUACAUUGUUUGUUCUAUUGAGGAGUCGAAGGAUAUUGACAGUCUAUCCAUCGAUGAGUUACAGAGCUCUCUAAUUGUUCACGAGCAGAAGUUUCACAAGCGUGAUGAGGAAGAACAAGCUUUAAAAGUAACUCAUGAGGACAGAUCAGGAUGGAGAGGAAGAGGUCGAGGAUCGUUUAGAGGAAGAGGCAGAGGUAGAGGGUGUCAGAUCUUUGACAAAUCUACUAUUGAAUGUUACAAGUGCCACAAGCUCGGACACCUUCAAUAUGAGUGUCCUAGCUGGGAAGCCAAUUAUGCAGAGCUCGAUGAGAAGGAAUAAAUGGUGUUAAUGUCAUACGUGGAGCUGAAUGAAGCAAGGAGAGAAGACGUGUGGUUUCUGGAUUCAGGAUGCUCCAACCACAUGUGUGGAGACAAAACCUUGUUUAAUGAUCUCAACGAAGGGUUCAGGCAGAUGGUGAA
Rosa rugosa (rugosa rose) is the source of this 983-nucleotide messenger RNA. RefSeq lists its product as uncharacterized. NCBI's taxonomy places the organism in Eukaryota, Viridiplantae, Streptophyta, Magnoliopsida, Rosales, Rosaceae. The record is from RefSeq and is a predicted model, not a curated record. Bases 82 to 843 code for a protein of 253 amino acids. Gene Ontology annotation, molecular function: nucleic acid binding; zinc ion binding. The transcript has a single exon.